Messenger RNA from Drosophila albomicans, 1225 nucleotides. RefSeq names its product odorant receptor 46a. The record is from RefSeq and is a predicted model, not a curated record. Gene Ontology annotation, molecular function: olfactory receptor activity; odorant binding. Gene Ontology annotation, biological process: sensory perception of smell; detection of chemical stimulus involved in sensory perception of smell. Lineage: Eukaryota; Metazoa; Arthropoda; Insecta; Diptera; Drosophilidae. Gene Ontology annotation, cellular component: plasma membrane. The transcript is spliced from 5 exons. The coding region runs from base 29 to 1225 and encodes 398 amino acids.
UCAGUCGUAACUAAGAAACUCUAACGUAAUGACGCUGAAUUUCGAUAGCGAAGUGCAAGUUUUUUAUAAAGGACAAAAAAGGAUUUUGAACUUUUACUCGAUAUGGCCGCAGGAGACGAGAUGUCAACGUCUAAUGCAUAGCAUACAUUUCUGGCACGUUUUCAGUUUCUGGAUAAUGCUAUUCAAUCUGAUAUUGAUGCUGCACAUUGUCAUUAAUAUUGGCAACAUGAAUGAGAUCGUUAAGGGAUUUUUUGUGCUGGCCACUUGCAUGGCCUACACACACAAGGUUUAUUCCGUCAAGGUGAACAACGUGGCUUUAUUGCAACUCUUUCAGGACCUUCAUGCCGCACACUUUCGACCCGAGGAUGCCGAGGAGGAGCUGAUCUUUGUGGCAGCCCGACAACUCAGCUAUGCUCUCUAUAAGUAUUAUGGCAUCAUUUCAGUGACGGCUUUGACCAUGCUUCUCAUCACUCAGUAUGCCAUCGAUAAUACGCAAUUGCCGUUGGCAACUUAUCAUCCAUUUAGCGCAGAACGCGGCACUUUUGGCUACAUAUUCAUGUAUUGGUAUCAAUGUGUCGCCUUAUCGUUGUCCUGCUUCGUGAACAUAAGCUUUGAUUCGCUCUGCUGCUCCAUGUUCAUAUUCAUCAAGUGCCAAUUGGAUAUAUUGGCAUUGCGACUCCAAAGAUUGGGAUACGAUUGUGACGAGAUUGUUGAGUUGCAGCUGCGAGAUCAGCUCAAGCAUUGCAUCGAGCAUUACAUGAGAGUUGUGGAGCUGUCUGCCAAUAUCGAGACACUCAUCUACAAGCCCAUAUCAUCGCAGAUAUUCUGUUCCGUUCUGGUGCUGACAGCCAACUUCUAUGCCAUGUCCUUGUUAUCCGAUGACAAGUUGGUUUUUCUCAAGUUUUUCAUCUACCAAAGCUGCAUGCUGAUUCAGGUUUUCAUACUCUGCUACUUUGCCGGUGAGAUUGUGCAGCGUAGCACUGAGCUGCCCCAUGAGCUGUACAAGAGCAAUUGGGUGCACUGGUCGCGCUCCAAUCGACGCCUAAUGCUGAUGUUUAUGCAACGCCUGGACACCGCAAUACGCAUAAGGACCUUUAAUGCGAGUCACGCCUUCGACUUGGCGCUGUUCAGUUCGGGCGCCUCAUUAGAGCUCAUUAUCCUGCGUUGUCCUUGCAUAAGUUGCGCCUAUAAAAGCAGCCAAGUUAGAGGCUUUAUCAUUGAAUAG